This is a messenger RNA of Phascolarctos cinereus (koala), 5467 nucleotides long. RefSeq names its product ubiquitin conjugating enzyme E2 O (gene UBE2O). Gene Ontology annotation, molecular function: ubiquitin conjugating enzyme activity. Lineage: Eukaryota; Metazoa; Chordata; Mammalia; Diprotodontia; Phascolarctidae. The record is from RefSeq and is a predicted model, not a curated record.
UCUUGCUGAGCAGUCAUGGCGGAUCCCGCAGCCCCCGCGCCCGUCGCUCCGGCCCCGGCGGGUGGGCCGCCGGUGUGCGGCCCCGGCCCGGCGGCCGCCGGCUCGCAGCGCCUUCUCUUCUCUCACGACCUGGUGUCGGGCCGUUACCGCGGCUCCGUGCGCUUCGGGCUGGUGCGCCUCAUCCACGGCGAGGACUCGGACUCGGAGGGCGAGGAGGGCCGCGGCAGCUCCGGGGGCUCCGAGUCCGGCGGCCCGGGCAACGAGGAGAGCCGCGCCAGUCCCCUGCGCCGCGGCUACGUGCGCGUCCAGUGGUAUCCGGAGGGCGUCAAGCAGCACGUGAAGGAGACCAAGUUGAAAUUAGAGGAUCGUUCUGUGGUGCCCCGGGAUGUAGUCCGACACAUGAGCUCAAGUGAUAGUCAGUGUGGGACUGUGAUUGAUGUGAACAUUGACUGUGCUGUGAAACUUGUUGGUACCAACUGUAUCCUCUACCCUGUCAACAGCAAGGACCUGCAGCAUAUCUGGCCUUUCAUGUAUGGGGACUAUAUUGCCUAUGACUGCUGGCUAGGGAAGGUCUAUGACUUGAAGAACCAGAUAAUCCUGAAGUUGUCCAAUGGAGCCAGAUGUUCCAUGAGCACAGAAGAUGGCGCCAAACUCUAUGAUGUUUGCCCCCACGUCAGUGACUCGGGGCUCUUCUUUGAUGAUUCUUACGGCUUCUACCCAGGCCAGGUGCUCAUUGGCCCUUCCAAGGUCUUCUCCAGUGUACAAUGGCUGUCAGGUGUCAAGCCUGUGCUUAGCACCAAAAGCAAAUUCCGAGUGGUGGUAGAGGAGGUACAAGUUGUAGAGUUGAAAGUCACAUGGAUCACCAAAAGUUUCUGUCCGGGAGGCACAGACAGUGUCAGUCCCCCACCUUCCAUCAUCACACAGGAGAAUCUGGCUAGAGUAAAACGUCUUGGGUGUUUUGACCAUGCUCAGCGGCAACUUGGGGAGCGUUGUCUUUACGUCUUCCCAGCCAAGGUGGAGCCAGCCAAGAUUACCUGUGAAUGCCCUGAAAGAAACUGUGUGCUGGGCGAGGGCUUUGUGGCCAAAAAGGUAAAGCGAUUGCUGAAAAAGCAAAUUGUGAAGAUCAUGUCCUGCUCGCCAGAUUCCCCUGGCCCUGGGGAUCAUCCUGAUGGGGACCCUGACAAAGGGGAAGCCAGAGCCAAGAGUGAAGCAGGAGACCCAUCCAAUCCUGACGAGUCUCCCAAUGGCUCUAUCAACCCAGCUGAAAUUCAGGAUGAGGGUUUAGAGGGGUCUGAUGACACUAUGGAACAGCAGCCCCCAUUCCUGCUCAAGGAAGAAGGAGUCACAGACUACAGGCUGCAGUCAAUGGAACAGGAUGCAGAUGAUGAGGCAGCUGAUGAUACAGAUGACACGAGCUCAGUGACUUCUUCAGCUAGCUCCACUGCCUCCUCCCAGAGUGGCAGUGGCCCUGGUCGGAAGAAGAGCAUCCCCUUGUCUAUCAAAAACUUGAAGCGAAAGCACAAGAAAAAGAAGACUAAGGUAUCUCGAGAAUUCAAGCCAGGAGACAGGGUGGCAGUGGAGGUGGUGACCACAAUGACCUCAGCAGAUGUGAUGUGGCAAGAUGGCACAGUGGAAACCAACAUCCGUUCGAAUGAGCUCUUCCCUGUGCAUCACUUGGACAACAAUGAAUUCUGCCCAGGAGACUUCGUCGUAGAUAAGAGAGCCCAGAGUUGUCCAGAUCCAGCUGUUUAUGGGGUAGUACAGUCUGGGGACCACAUUGGCCGAACUUGCAUGGUGAAGUGGUUCAAACUUCGGCCAAGUGGGGAUGAUGUGGAGCUAAUUGGAGAAGAAGAGGAUGUGAGUGUUUAUGACAUUGCUGACCACCCAGAUUUUCGUUUCCGGACUACAGACAUAGUCAUCCGAAUAGGCAAUGCUGAGGAAGGUGCUGCUGGCCCCAAGGAAGAUGAGCCAUCAGUAGGCCAGGUCGCCCGUGUGGAUGUCAGCAGUAAGGUGGAGGUGGUAUGGGCUGACAAUUCAAAAACGAUCAUCUUACCCCAGCACUUGUAUAACAUCGAGUCGGAGAUCGAGGAGUCAGACUACGAUUCGGUAGAUGGUAGCACCAGUGGGGCUUCCUCGGAUGAGUGGGAGGAUGAAAGUGACAGCUGGGAAACGGACAAUGGGCUGAUGGAAGAUGACCACCCCAAGGGAGAUGAGCCCAUUGUGCCUCCUACCGAGCUUCCAAUCACCACCGAAGAGGACAAGGGAGUGGUGAUCAGUGAAGAGGCCGUGGCUGCAGCAGCUGCCAUCCAGGGAGCUGUCGCCAUGGCUGCCCCUGUGGCUGGGCUGAUGGAAAAAGCAAGCAAGGAAGGGCCCCCAAAGAGUUUCCGGGAACUGAAGGAAGCCAUCAAGAUCCUGGAAAGUCUGAAGAAUAUGACAGUUGAACAGCUCCUGACUGGUUCACCCACUUCACCCACUGUGGAGCCUGAGAAGCCCACGCGGGAGAAGAAAUUCCUAGAUGAUAUCAAGAAGCUGCAGGAAAAUUUGAAAAAGACACUAGACAAUGUGGCAAUUGCUGAGGAGGAAAAAAUGGAGGCUAUGCCGGAGGCAGAGCGCAAGGAGGAAAGGGCUGAGGCUCAGUCUCCCGUUCGAUCAGAGUGGCCCAGUGAGACCCCAGUGCUCUGCCAGCAGUGUGGUGGCAACGGGGUCACUUUCACUAGUGCCAAGGGCGAGGUCUUCUCUGUAUUGGAAUUCGCACCCUUUAAUCAUUCAUUUAAGAAGAUCGAGUUCCAGCCACCAGAAGCCAGAAAAUUCUUCAGCACAGUAAGGAAAGAGAUGGCACUGCUCGCUACCUCGCUUCCAGAUGGCAUCAUGGUCAAAACUUUUGAGGACCGAAUGGACCUCUUCUCAGCCCUGAUUAAGGGUCCUACUCGAACCCCUUAUGAAGAUGGCCUCUUCUUGUUUGACAUCCAGCUCCCCAACAUUUACCCUGCUGUGCCACCCCACUUUUGCUACCUCUCCCAGUGCAGUGGGCGGCUGAACCCCAACCUGUAUGACAAUGGGAAGGUGUGUGUCAGUCUACUGGGCACAUGGAUUGGAAAGGGAACAGAAAGGUGGACCAGUAAAUCCAGCCUUCUACAGGUGCUCAUCUCUAUCCAAGGUCUGAUCCUGGUGAAUGAACCUUACUACAAUGAAGCAGGCUUUGAUAGUGACCGGGGCUUGCAGGAGGGCUACGAGAACAGCCGCUGCUAUAAUGAGAUGGCACUGAUCCGUGUGGUACAAUCCAUGACCCAGCUGCUGCGGCGUCCACCUGAGGUCUUCGAGCAGGAGAUCCGGCAGCAUUUCAGUACAGGAGGCUGGCGAUUGGUGAACCGAAUUGAAUCCUGGCUAGAGACCCAUGCCCUCCUUGAGCGGGCCCAGGAGCUGCCCAAUGGGGCCCCCGGGGACGGCAGCUCACCUGAGCCACCCACAACUACUGAGUUAUCUGACUCCGGCCGAGAAGAGCCAGAGGAAGCAGGGGUGGCUCCUGGUGAUGCCUCCCAGGGUUCAGACUCUGAGGGUGGUGCCCAGGGACCGGCACCUUCAGUUAGCAAGGACUUAAUAGAGCAGACCCCGGAGGCCACCCCAGACUCAUCUGUGCCACCCAGUGUCAAACCAAAGAAGCGGAGGAAGAGCUACCGAAGCUUCCUGCCUGAGAAGAGUGGCUACCCAGACAUCGGCUUCCCCUUAUUUCCACUCUCUAAGGGUUUUAUCAAGAGCAUCAGAGGAGUCCUGGCACAGUUCCGGGCAGCCCUGGUGGAGGCAGGUAUCCCUGAGGGCACAGAGGACAAGUAGCAACCCCCAGACUGAAAAGACAGUGGACACAGUGGGAGAGGUUGGCCUGCUGCUUAACUCCCUCUCCUGGAGUCUCCCUUCUCCUUUUUUUCCAUCCCCAAAAAGAGGGCCCCCUGCUGCCCUCAUCCCCCCAAGGUGAGUGAUGCUGAAGUGAAAGGAGUUUCUAGAUGCACUCCCAUUUCUGGUCUGAAGCUGUCUUAGAGCAAGAGGCUCUUUUGCAACAAAAAGAAUCUGAACUUCCUAGGUUAUUUUUUAUCAUUUUUUUUCUCCUUUUCCCCCUGUUAACUUCCUAACAAAAAAAAGAAAGCCCAGUUCUUCCUUCUCCCUUCCUUUGCCACAAAAAGUUCCAGAAAAUAACACUGAGGCUGUCCUUAGGCCUGAACGUUUUGUUCAUUAGUGGCAAGACCUAAUCUCUGGAGCAGUGGAUGUGCCUUGCAUUCAUUGUAGUGGGGAAAGCCACGCUCCAGUGGCCCCUUGCCCUCUAGAUUGACUCCUCUGCUGCCCAAUCCUGUCUCUGCCACUCUUUCCAGAAUCUACUGUCUCUUGUCUAUGCCCCACGCAGAGCAGUUGUUCCUUAGGGACUUCCUGGGGCCUUUCCCAUCAGUCACACCACCCUAUCAGAACCUUGCCUGUGUUAGUUCGUUACCCAUAAGGUAGCAGUGGCACGUAGAGGGGAUGGUUUAGCACUCUGGAAUGAGGGUGAAGAUAAUGGAUUUGAUGGGGAGGUAAAAGCUAUAGGUGCCUUGCUGAUCCCAGACCCGACCAUGUGGGAGAAUAAGCAGCUUUGGUUUCCUUAAGCUCAAAAACUUUUUGAACUGAGACUAUAAGUGCUCCUUCCUCUCCUUACCCAGAAGUGAAAGUGCAGCAGGAAGGAGGGAGUAAAGUGCUAGGGACUCUGCCCCUGUCAUCACAGUAGCCACUUGACAACAUGGAGAGGUGACAUGAAGCUCAUACCAGAGAGGCUCCCCUUCCUCAGCAGCCAGCCCAUUCUGGUGUGAGAGUGAGGAACCCAGCUGGUUCUAAUGCAGAGACUCUGCAAGCUGAGGUGAGUUGUAGCCAGCUGGGGACUCACACCUCUCCCAAGACACGCACAGAGGUUUACACAUUUUCUAAGCUUUUGAUAAUGUGAAGCUCCAGGUUAUGAGGUUGCUAUUGAGCACAUUGCAGCUAUGUAAUUUUUUUGGUGUAUGUAUUGUAAUAUUUAAGGUUUAAAAAAAAAAGCUAAAAUCUCAUAAAAGACAAAAACCUUAAACUUAAGAAAAAGACAAAAAAAAAGCCAAAGCAUGAUGCAUCUUGUUAGCCUUAAGCUGACUCCACAACUGUGCUGUACUAUAACCAGCUAGCAGCAGCUGCAGCAGUGGGGAGAGUGGUCAGAGGCAGGACUGUGGGUGGCAUUUGAAGACUUGAUUCUAUUCUGUACAGUAUUUAAGAACAAAACAGGAUUGACUGCUGGGGCCGUGCUUCAAAGUGCGUUCAUUGUUCAUGUGGAGAUGUGAAUGCCCUAUUGCUUAUAAUAUCUGUAUAAAGUGCUGUGUGAUUAAAGUUUUUUUACCUGCAUUUUUUUUUCCAGUUUGGCUCAUUAGAAUGUAAAAAUAAACAAAAAAGGUAAUGCCAUUAAACCUGCCUCUGCCACUCA